Molecule: messenger RNA, 1032 nt
Organism: Sapajus apella (tufted capuchin)
Lineage: Eukaryota; Metazoa; Chordata; Mammalia; Primates; Cebidae
Product: GEM-interacting protein-like
Exons: 2
Coding region: 1-639 (212 amino acids)
Biological process (GO): signal transduction; positive regulation of GTPase activity
Cellular component (GO): membrane
Molecular function (GO): GTPase activator activity
Source: RefSeq, a predicted model, not a curated record
AUGAUGAGGGGCCUGAGCUGCUCAGGGACACGAGUCCCGGGUGUGCCAUGUGACCACCUCGGGAGAGGGCUCUGGCUCGUUGUGACCUGGAGGAGUAACCCACCGCCUUCUGCAGCUCUUUCAGACCCGGUUGCAAAGGAGAGCUGCAUGCUCCACCUGCUGCUGUCCCUGCCAGAGGCCAACCUGCUCACCUUCCUUUUCCUUCUGGACCACCUGAAAAGGGUGGCAGAGAAGGAGGCAGUCAAUAAGAUGUCUCUGCACAACCUCGCCACGGUCUUUGGCCCCACGCUGCUCCGGCCCUCGGAGAUGGAGAGCAAGCUCCCUGCCAACCCCAGCCAGCCCAUCACCAUGACCGACAGCUGGUCCUUGGAGGUCAUGUCCCAGGUAUGGGAAGACAGGCUCCAGCCCAUGCCACCCGACCUGACAGGGGUGGCCUCUGCCUGCGCCACCCCGAGUCCUGCCCAUCCUCCUACUUGCAUUGUCUGUGGAGGUGGCCAAGAUUCAGAGAGAAACUUGCCUAGGUCUGCACGAAUGGGAGUGUUAUCGGGGGGUCCAGGCCACCUCCUGGUCCUGCUGGUGCACCCUGCUGGGGGCUUACCGCCACCCCGAGUGUUCAGGCGUGGUGGCUCAUGCCUGUAAUCCCAGCACUUUGAGAGGUCACGGCAGGAUAACAGAACCCAGGUGUUUGAAAGCAUUCUAGGCAAUGCAGCAAACUCCAUCUCUAGAAAAAAUAGAAAAAUUAGCCAGGCAUUGUGACAUACACCUGUAGUCCAGGCUACCAGGGAGGCUGACAUAGGAGGAUCGCUUGAGCCCAGGGGUUAGAGGCUGCAGUGAUCCAUGGUGGAGCCACUGUCCUCCAGCCUGGGUGACAGAUCAAGGCCCUGUGCGGCUCUGAAAUAAAACCAUCCCCCUCAGUCAUGCCUUGUGAUGACCCCACCCCACCCCUGUCUCACUGUAAGGGGUUCACGGUACCGGCAGAGGCCUCAGCUCCUGGGCUGGACUUGGGGGCUUGGGCCCCAAAGCCCUCCCCAC